AUGGACAGAGCACCAUUUCCUGAUGCCACGGGGCUGCGCGCCCGUACGCAAUCCCGUGAUAUGUUCACAGAUAGCGUGGUCGGGUCUCUCGGCAGCGCGACCGUAGAUACCACGAUGCAGCUGGACGAAAUCGCCGCGGCGGAGUCGCGUAUGCAGGUCCGUGAAGGAAGUGCCUUUUGUCUGGCGUGGGCCGUUGUGUUGUACGAGUACCUUAUGCACGAGAGCGACGAGGUGGCAUUCGAUGCCGUCGUCCUCCCCCGCCGCGAAGCUGCGGCCGUGCGCCUCUGUGACCUGGGGCAAGGCACGCUAUGCGCCGAAAGUGCGCUAAGCGCCAUUUCGCGCGAUUUGCACGGCGCGUCUGUGGCUGUUGAGGGCCCAAGCGCUGUCCUAUAUGCAAAGGGUGCGACGCGUGAUGCGGCAUUUGGCGAAGCGCGCGCCGUGUUUGCCGAAUCGCCGCUCACCCUUGCCGGUGUGCUGCACAAAAGCGCUGGGAAUACCGCGUCGCUGAGUAUGCUUGCCUCCAACGCAGUCCACAUUGAAGAAUCUGCCAAGGUGCAGCUGCGCCAGGUCGCUGCUGUCCUGGAAACGAUUGUGCGCGACGCAAAAGCAAACUUGCUCAGCAGCAGUGUAUACAAUCUCGCGCUGCAAGGGCUUGUUCACCCCUGUCCCCAGCAUGUACACAAUGACAUGAAUACAGAAGGCGGCAUUGCCACCGAGCGCCUCGAGGACCAAUUCAAGCGCCGCGCGCAAGCCAUGCCCGAUACUCUUGCACUCGCAUGCUGUACUGCGGUAGACGCCGACGGCAGCAACCCUGUAAUUAGCACCUGGACCUAUGCGCAGCUCGACCGGCGUUCCGACGAAAUAUGCACACUCCUCUGGGCGUAUCGCGCCGGGUACGCAGGUGCGGACGAGGGCGACCAAGUUGUGACGCUGUGCAUGGCCAAGACGCUGGAGAUGUACGCGACGAUCCUCGGCGUACUCAAGGCCGGUGCAACGUGGUGCCCAAUUGAUCCCGGGUGGCCCAAAUCGCGCCAGGAAGCGCUCAUCACCAAGUCUGGCGCGCACGUGGUGCUGAUUGCCGGCGACGACGUUGCGUCUGCGUUUGAAAGCGUGCGUCCGCAUGGCGUGGAUGUCGUGCGUGUGGAUGUGGCGCACGAUUUGUCGAGUGUCGCAACCCCCCCACGCUCCGCGCUGCGCGCCUCGCCCGAGCAGCUGGCGUACAAGAUCUGGACGUCGGGCACGACGGGCCUCCCCAAAGCCGUCGGCAUUCAGCACACGGCGGCUGUACAAGGCAUGCGCGCCUUGUGCGAAGCAGUCCCGACCACCUUUUCUCCGCAGCCGCGGCCUGGGCAAAUCCGCUUUUUGCAGUUCGCCGCGUAUGUCUUUGAUCUGUCCAUCUUUGAUAUCUUUUACACGUUUGCCUAUGGCGGCACGGUGUGUUUUGCGCCCCUGGACCUGCUCCUCACGCGCCUCGUGCCUGUCGCAGACGCAUUGCAGGUCACCCAUACGCUCUUCACCCCUGCAGUCUCGGCCAUGGUGCCCCGGCACAGUAUACCAUCGAUGCGCGUUGUGAUCAACGGCGGAGAGAAACUGUCUGAAGUGGUCGCGGACGAGUGGACCAAAAACUGCCGUCUGGUCAAUAUAUACGGCCCUGCGGAAGCCACUUUGUCUGUUACCAUGCACGAUCUCCCGCCCCACGAUCCAUUCAAGGCGCACGUCAUUGGCUAUGCCCUUCCGACCGCGCUGUGUGUGAUUAUGGACAAGUACGGCAACGUUGCGCCGCGCGGCGCAAUCGGCGAGCUCAUGCUGGGCGGCCCCCAACUUGCGCGGGGCUACAUUGGCGACGAAGACAAAACUGCCGACAAGUUUGUCCAGCACCCCACGCUCGGGCGGCUCUACCACACGGGCGAUCUCGCGCGCUGCCUCUGGGACGGGCAGUACGAGUACCUCGGGCGCGACGACGACCAAGUGAAGAUCAACGGCGUGCGCAUCGAGCUUUUGGAGAUCAAUGCCGCGGUCAAGUCCAUCUCGGAUCUCGUCCGCGACGCCGACACGGCCGCGAUGCAGAACGAAGACGUGGGCGCGCCGCCAAAGAUUGUGAGCUUUGUCGUGUUUCCUUUGGAAGAAGAGCACGAUGCUGCUAGCCCCCUUGUGCGCACCGACCCCGACGCCCUUCUCCUGGCCAAGGAGCUGCGCGGCGGCGCGCAGAAACUGCUCCCGUCCUACAUGGUCCCUUCGCAUUUCAUUGUCCUGCGCGCCUUUCCGCGCACGUCGAGCGCCAAGAUCGACCGCGUGGCGGUGAAGAAUGCCUACACCGCCCUCGACCUUGUCCAGUGGGAGCAGCAGCUCGUCGCGGAUACCUCCACAGUCCAUCUCGAGGAGGACGCGCGUGUCCUACUCGAUCCUCUCGCGCGCGCCGUGCGCGAGAGGAUCCCCACGCUGUGCCCCGUAUCUGCCGACCAAAUCACUGCGCGCAUUCCUUUCCCGGUGCUUGGCCUGAAUUCCGUGCGUGCCAUGGCCCUCUCUGCGCAACUCUCUAGCGCGGGCUUUGACGUGAGCGCUGCGGACCUUGCGCGGCACGACUCGCUCGCUCGCCUCGUCGCGCACAAGGCGCGCGGCGGCGACGUCGCCGCCGCGCGCCGCGCCCACUUUGACGCACUCUGCGCCUCAUACACGCAAACGUACGGCGCACUGGUCCAGCACGCCGUCGGCGGCCGCGCUGUGCAGAUUUUGCCCACCACGACGCUGCAAUCGAGCAUGCUCAUGGAGUCGCACGUCGACGCCAGCCGGUACUGGCUCCACCGCCUUGUGCCCGUGCGCGGCACGCUCUCGCUGGAUGCGCUGCAGGCAGCGACCCUGCAGCUCAUCCGCGAGUUUGACUGCCUGCGCAUGGGCUUUGUCGAAGUGCGCGCAUCCGCCGCGGCCGCGGCGCAAGCGUCGCCCUAUACCCCGCUGUAUGUGACUGCCGUCUGGGAUACCUACGAGCCCACCGUCCCAUGCGUCCCGCUUACCACCACACCGCAAGACGCAUCGGCGCUCCUGCAGACCGUCGUGCCGCACGCGCCUACCAACGGCACGCCUCCCAUGCACGUCGUGCUUUUGAGCGGCGCGCAGCCCUACGUCGCGCUUGUCCUCCACCACGCAUUGUACGACGCCACCACGGUCCAGUGGCUCGGCGCGCGCCUGGACCAGCUGUGUGCAAAGGCGCCUGCGACGCACGAUCCCCCGCUUCCGUUCCGCACCGCGCUCGGCGAUCUCGUCCCGCUCGACGCCGCAGAAGAGCGCGCUACGCUGCAGAAAUGGGACGCGGCGCUUGCGGCCUACCCGCGCGACAUGCGCCUCGUCUUCCCCAGCCUUGCGGAACGCGCGCCGCAGGCGCACGGCCUCGCGCGGCGCACCUACCGCGCCAAGACGCGCUGGAGCGCGAUGGAAGACGCGGCCGUGCGUAUCGGCAGCUCGGUCCGUCCCCUCGCGCAGCUCGCGUGGGCGCGCGUGCUGUGUGCCAUGAUGGACACCGAGUGCAUCCUGCUCGGCGACGCCGUCUCGCAGCGCAACGCGCGCGCCAGCUAUGCGGACGUCGACGGGCCGCUCCUCGCGACGCUCGCCGUGCCGAUCGAUUUGCGCGGCGGCGCGUCCGUUGCGCAGUGCGCCAAGCGCCUGCACCGCUUCCAUAUCCAGAUGCUCGACCACGCGCAUGUGCCUUUGCCGUACAUCCGCCAGCAGAUCGCGUGCCCCCGCGACCGGCCCUUGUUUGAGAGCCUCUUUUUGCUCGAGACGGACGUGGAGGAUGCGCCGCAUGCGCUCCUCGAUUUCCCUUGCGCCGUCGACGCGGGCCUCGCCGUGGAGCACGCCAUCGCGCUCGAAGUGCGUGUGCUGCGCGACGGCGCGCUCGAGCUCGCGCUUAACUGGCACGCGUCGCAAAUCUCUGCGUCCUACGCCCAGCUGCUCCUCGAGCAGAUGGACGCAAUUCUCGAUGCGUACGCGCGCAGCACCGACAUGCCCGUCCUGCGCCACACACUCACCGACCCGUCCCUCUGCGCCGCCCCCCCCACGGCCCCCGCCCUGCCCACGCCCUGGGCCAAUGUCGCGCACUGCGUCGCGCACCACGCCGCGACGUGGCCCGUGCGCGACGCGGUCGAGUGUGUCGCAAGCUUCGCUCCGUACACACACGUGACGUGCAGCUACGCCGCGCUGCACGAGGCGAGUGCGGCGCUCGGCGCGGCGCUCGGCGCGCUGUGCGAGCGCGGCGCUGUCAUUGCCGUGGCGCUGCCGCGCAGCAUUGAGACGUACGUGGCGCUUGUCGGCAUCCUCCGCGCUGGCAUGGUCUACCUGCCGCUGGACGAGUCGCUCCCCGACGCGCGUCGUCGCCUGCUCGUCGAGGACAGCAACGCAGCGCUUGUCCUGAGCGACCGCGGCGCGGUGCCGUGGACGUCGGUGCGUGUUGAAAGUGUGGCCGCGCUGCAGGAUGCGGGCGCCCGCGCGCCGCGGCCGCCGACGCCGCCGCCGACGCAGCCCAGCGACGCGGCCUACAUCCUCUACACCUCUGGGAGCACCGGCAAGCCGAAAGGGUGCAUCCUCACGCACGCCAACCUUGCCGCGGCGAUCAGCAACUUUGCGUGCACGUUUGAGCAGGCCAAGCCGGGCACGCUCGCGCGCGCGCGCUUCCUUGCGCGCUCUGCAGAGGCGUUUGACGUGCACCUCCUCGAGGCCUUUGUGCCGCUUGCCGCGGGCGCCACGGUAGUCACCAUGCCGCGCAGUCUGCUGCUCGAGGAUCUUGGGCGCGCCAUGGCGGCGACGCGCGUCACGCAUGCGUGUGUAGUGCCCUCGCUCUUCUUCACGCAGGGCCGGCGCAUCGUGCCCGAGGACGUGCCGAGCCUCUGUGUGCUGCUCGUCGGCGGCGAGAAGAUGGCCAGCGACAUUGUCCGUGUGUGGGGCGCGUCGCCGAUUCCCGUCCUCAACGCGUACGGCCCCACGGAAGCGACGAUCGGCAGCUCGUGUGCGCACGUCGGCAGCGACGCGCUCGCGAGCCAGAUCGGCGCCGCGUUUCCCGGCAACCAGUACGUCGUCCUCGCCGGGAAUGAUCGCCACGUUGCCAUGCGCGGCGAGGUCGGCGAGCUGUGCAUUGUCGGCAGCCACGUCGGCCGCGGCUACCUCGGCGAGGAAAGCGCCGCGGCCUUUUUUUACUACGACGGAAAGCCCGCGUACGCCACCGGCGACCGCGCGAGGAUCGGCCCGAGCGGCGCGGCGGAGUACGUCGGGCGCAUCGGGUCCAGCCAGGUCAAGGUGCGCGGCGCGCGCGUCGAGCUCGACGAGGUCGACGUCGCCGUCCAGAGCGCUGCCCGCGCGCAAUUUCCCCACGCCGCCACGCUCCUGCUCACGCACCCCCAGCACCCCGAGCCGCACCUUGUCGCGUUCCUUGCACACACCGCGCACGCCGUUGAGCACGAGCUGCCGGCGGUGCGCCCCGACGCUGACAGCGUCGCGGCGCUGCAGUCGGCGCUGCGCAGGCAGCUCAGCACCUACAUGGUCCCGAGCGUCUUUGUGCCGCUCACCUACCUGUGCCUCGCCAGCGUCUCGGGCAAGGUCGAUCGCCGCGCGCUGCGCGCGCUGUACGAAGCACAACCUCUCGACGCACUCCUCUGCACGCCCGACGACGCGGCGCCGAGCAGCGCACGCGAACGUGCGAUUGCCGCGGUCGUCGAGGACGUGCUUGCGCCGUCCAUCCCCUUGCGCAUGCACACGGACCUCUACGGCGUCGGGCUCGACUCGCUCCGCGCCGUUCGCCUCGUGCAUGCGCUCCACGCACACGCCCACGCCAUCUCGCUCGCCGCGCUCCUCGCCACGCCCACGCUCCACGGCAUUCUCGCGGCGGUGGCGGAAACAACGCCAGGCGCCGACGCCGCCGAGCGCAGCGACGUGGAGAGGCGCGCGGCGGCCAUGCUUGCCGUGCGCCGCAUCGCCGUCACAGACGUCUACCCCUGUGUGCCGCUGCAGCAAGGCACGCUCGCGCAGACGCUCGGCAGCCCCGCAAAGCGCCUCUACAUCAACCAUGUGCGCAUGCAGCUCGCGCCCGACGCGCGCAGCGGCGCGCUGCAGCAGUGGUCUGCGUGCCUUGCGCGCUACCCCAUCUUUGCCACGCUCUUUGUCGAGGUGGAGCCCGGCGAGUGUGUCCAGGCGGUGCUCGCAAAGCCGCCCGCGCUCGGCAGCAGCAUCGAUGCGCCGUGCACGCCCGCCGCGUGCGACGCGAUUGCCGACGCGAUGAUUGCGGAUGUAUUUUCCGCGCCGCUAGUGCGUCUCACGCUCUUUUCCGACCUCUUGGUGCUCAGCAUGCACCACGCCGUGUACGACGCGAGCUCCCUCGCGCACGUUUUUGCCGCGAUGCACGCGCCUCACGCGUCGCGCCCCACGCCGUCGUUUGCAGCAUUCAGCCGCACCGUCGCCUCUGCCCAGCAAAGCGCGACGCAGUACUGGGCCACCGCGCUGAAGGAGUACAGCCGCGCGCCGCUCCCGUGCAUGACCGGGCACUACGACGACGGCGACGCAAAUGCGUCGUGCACGCUGCGCGCCGCGCUCUCCCUCUCGGCACUGCGCGCCGCCGCGCAGACGCACCGUGUGACGCUGCAUGCCAUGGCUCUCGCUGCGUUUGCGACGGUGCUUGCUGCGUACCUCGGCGAAAACUCGUUCAUCCUGGGCCUCGUGCUUUCCGGGCGCACAAGCGACGUGCACCAUGCCGAGGUCCCGGGGCCGUGCAUCACCACGGUGCCGUUUGCGUGCGAGCGGCACGACACGCUUCUCGACACGGUGCGUGCCACGCACGACAAGCUCCGCGCGCUGCUGCCGCACCAGUUUGUCGACCUGGCCGCGGUGCGCCGCGCGCUGCGCGCCGACGGACCGCUCUUUGACGUCCUCUUCAACUUCCUCCCCGACGCGGACCCCCUCCUGCCGCCCGGCGUGACGCACGUCGCGGACGAGAUGGAGACGGGCAUGCCGCUUGCGUUGGAAGUGCGCACGCACGACGCGAGCGACACUGUCACGCUGUACACGGCGUACGCCACCGCAUCGCUCCCUGCGGCGCAGGCGCAGCUGCUCCUUGCGCAAGUCGACGACGUGCUGCAGCGCAUCGUUGUGGAGCAUACGACGCCCGCGCGCCUUUGCUCCGUGGUGCAUGCGACGCCCACGCAGCCCACAGACGCGGACGCCUUCCUUGUGCGCUUUGCGCGCCACGCGGCCGCCUGCCCCGAUGCCGACGCCAUCACCUUUGCCUCGUCUUUUGCGCCGCUGGUCGCCGAGACGCUGAGCUAUUGCGAGCUCGACAGGCAAAGCACCGCGUGUGCGGAGCACCUUGCGGCGGCCCCCGGCGACGCCGUCUUUGUCCACCUCCCGCGCAGCAUGUCCAGCUACGUGUGCCUGCUUGCCGCGUGGAAAGCGCGCAAGACGUACGUGCCGCUGGACCCCACGCUGCCGAAAGAGCGCCUCACGUACAUGAUGGACACCGUCGGCCCCGGCCUCCUGCUCACCGCCGACGCUGCCUUUUCUCCCCACGGCGUGCUCCUCGCGUCGCUGGGCGCUAUGCCGCGCGCGCCGCUCCCUUCCCCCACGCUCGACACCCCCGCUUACAUCCUCUUUACCAGCGGCUCCACCGGCAAGCCCAAAGGCGUGCAGAUCGGGCACCGCGCGCUCGCCGCCGCGAUCCUCUCCUGGGACGCCAUGCUCCCGCAUAGCCCCGACUCGCGCAUGCUGCAGCUCGCGUCGCCCGGGUUCGACGUGAGUCUGUUUGAGAUCUGCCUCCCCCUCGCGCUGGGCUUUGCGAUGGCCAGCGCGCCGAAAGAGCGCCUCCUCGACGACCUCGAGCUCGCCAUGCGCGCGCUGCGCAUCACCGUUGCCGACCUGCCCGCCGCGCUCGCGUCCCUGGUGCAUCCCAGCAACCUGCCCCCCCUCGAGUGGCUCAUGAGCGGGGGCGAUGUGAUUGACGAGCGCGUCGUGCACACCUGGUCCACGCCCCCGCAGCGCCUCAUCAAUGCAUACGGGCCCACAGAGGGCACCAUCGGCAACACGCUCGGCUUCAUGCAUCCCAACACGCGCCGCAGCGUCGUCGGGCACGCAUACCCCACCUCCACGCUCUACGUCCUCCGCGGCGACGAGCUUGUGUACGCCGGCGGCGUCGGCGAGCUCGUCGUCGCCGGGCCCCAAGUCGCCGACGCGUACUGCCGCGCGCCCGAGCUCACCGCGGCCAAGUUUCCCACGCUCUUUGGCUCGCGCGCGUACCGCACCGGCGACCGCGGGCGCAUCCUCGCCGACGGGCGCGUCGAGUGCCUCGGGCGCAUGGAGCGCGGCCAGGUCAAGAUCAACGGCCAGCGCGUCGAGCUGGACGAAAUCGCGCACGAGCUCGCCGUCGAGCCGCACAUCCUCGACGCCAACGUCCAGUACCUGCAGCACCCCACGCACCCCGCCAAGCAGCUCGUCGCGUUCCUCGCCGUGCACCGCACGCCCGCCCCGCCCGCCUCGCAGCCCCUCGCGCUCCUCGCGCCCGCCGAAAGCGCACAGAUCGCCGCGGCGUGCGUGCAAGGCGCACAGCUGCGCCUCGCGCCCUACAUGCUCCCUGCACACCUCCUCCUCCUCGCACACGCCCUCCCCCUCACGCCAAACAACAAAAUCGACGUGCACCGCCUCGCCGCGCUGUACCUCGACAUGGACCCCGCCCUGUUUGCGCCGCGCCGCGCCGCGCACACCAGCGCCGUAUCGCCUACCGAGCGCGUCCUCCUCGACACCCUUGCCGCCUUUCUGCACACGGAAAACGUCGACCGCGACGCGUCGUUUUACGCGCUCGGCCUCGACUCCCUCUCUGCGAUCCGCCUCGUGCGCGACCUCGCCGCAAACGGCGUGCGCAUCUCCGUCGCACAGCUCCUCCACGCCGCGACGCCGCACCGCGCCGCCGCAUCGCUCGAAAGCGCCGCUGGGCUUGACGAUCCAAGCGCCGCGUACGCCGCGCUCCUCGCCGCGCCCGCCUUUGCCGCCGUGCGUGCGCGCGUACAAGCGCCGUUGCACCCCGCGACCGCGCUGCAGGCGGGCAUGCUCACGAGCACGCUCGCGAGCCACGGCAGGCUCUACGUGCACAUGCACGGCUUUGCCGUGCCUGCAAGUGCGGACGAGUGCGCGGCUGCCUGGACGCGCAUCGUGGACAUGAACGAGAUGCUGCGCACCACCUUUCACGCCACCGACGAUCCCCGCAUCCCCUAUCUCCAGGCCGUGCACGCCCACCACACGCCCGCCAUUCAUGUGCACCACGGCGACCCGCAAUCCACGCUCGCGUCCUGCCCCGCGCACUGGACGUCCGCGGAGGCGCUCGCCGCCGCGCCGCUGCACACGCUGCACCUCUUUGUGGGCCGCGAGACGCGCUGCGUGCUUGUGCUGCACCAUGCACUGUACGACGCACACGCGCUCAGCGAGCUCCUUUACGACUGGAACGCACUCCUCCAGCGCGGCGAUAUCCAAGCGCGGCCCCCUUUCUCGACGCUCCUCCCGCACCUCUGCACCGGCGCAUCCCACGUGCCGUACUGGGUCGAGACCUUGCAGCACUACCGCCCCACGCCCAUGCUUCCUCGCGGCGCAGCGCUCGACGCAUGCACCGCCGCAUGGACGCUGCCCACCUCGCCAGACAAGGCGCGCCGCGUGUGCCGCGACGUGGGCGUGUCGAUGCACGCGCUCGCGACGCUCGCUUUUGCGCACCUGCUUGCGCACCUGCACGCAAGCAGCGACGUGUGUUUCGGGCAGGUGCUCAGCCUGCGUGGCGACGUGCCGGACGCGGAGCGCGUGAUUGGGCCCGCCCUCAACACGGUCCCCACGCGCAUUCGCCUGCGCGGCAGCGCGCACGCGAUGCUGCGCGCCGUGCAGGACAGCACCGAUGCCGCGCGCGCGCACCGCACUGCGCCGCUGCGCGACAUCACGGCGUGCCUCGCGAAGCAGGGUCUCGGCGCGCCGCUUUUCGACGCGCUCCUUGACGUGCAGCAUCACACGGACGAGGCGCACACGCCGCUCCUCGCGCCGUUUGCCAUGGACAGUGUCGAGGACAACGUGCAGUACGCCCUCAACCUCGAGUUCAUCCACCACCCGCAGCGCCUCGGCCUCGUCGCCACGGCACGCACCGCGUUUGCCGACGCCGACAAGCUGCACAGCCUGCUGCAGUACAUGGGGACGUGUGUCGAGGAGAUCCUCGACGACGCGACGCACGCCGCGCCGCCCGCCGCGCCGCUUGUCGCGCGCCGCGCGCACCAAGACGCGCCGCGUGCGAUCCUCGAUCCCCUCCGCGAGAUCCUCGCCGACGUCGCGCACGUCCUGGUGGACCAGGUGACGCCCACGACGCCGCUCCUCGCGCUGGGCCUCGACUCCAUCGCCGCGAUCCGCAUCGCGGCACUUGCGCGCGCGCGCGGCCUGCCGCUCCAGAUGCGCGACAUUGCCGCCGGCGCGGACGCGACGGAAGUUGCGCUCGAGUACCUCGCACGCGCCGAAGCGCCCGUGCCGGCGCCGCAGCAGCGCGCGCCUUGCUCGCUGGACGAGGCAGCCGCGGCGCUCGGCAUGCCCGCGCAUGCGUACAGCGCCGUGCUGCCCGUCGCGCCGGGCCAGGCGUACCAGCUCGCCGUGAUGGUCGCCUCGUCCUACCGCGAGGGCCUCUUUUCGUUUGCCUACCGCGUAGAGCGCCUCGACGCGCCGCGCCUCCGCACCGCGUGGACAGCGCUCGUGGAGCGCCACGCGAUUUUGCGCACCGUGUUUGUCGGCACCGCACAGGGCCUCGCGCAGGUGCAGUGCACUGACACGUAUGUGCCGCCGUUUGCGACGCACCGCGCGGCGCGCGCCGCGCAAGGCAUCGACGAGGUCAUGCGUGCGCAGCGCACCGUCGAGAAUGCGCUCACAACGCCGUGUGCGCGCCUCGCGGUGAUCCACGCCGCGGACGGCGACGUGAUGGUGCUCACGCUCCUGCACGCCAUGUACGAUGCGUGCUCGCUCCAGCUGCUCGUCGCGGAUCUCGAGGCGCUGUACCUCGGGACGCCGCUUGCGAGCGUCCCUGGCAUACUUCCCCUGCUCGCCGCGCCGCCUUCUAGCGACGAGAUCAGGAUGCGCUUCGGCGCCUACGCUGCCGCCGCGCCGUGCAUGCUCGGCACGGUGGCGCCGCCCGCGGCGCACCACACCUUUGUGCAGCUGCCAAACGCCCUCGCGAGCGAUGCGCUGCGCCAUGUGACGCAGCAGCACGCCGUGCCGCUCGCCUCGCUGUUUGUCGCUGCAUGGGCGCAUGUCGUGCACCGCGCGACCAACACCACGCCGAUCCUCGGCAUGCUGCAGCUCGCACGCGCGACCAUUCCCGACGCGGACCGCCUCGCCGCGCCGUGCGUCAACAUGGUGCCCCUCGCGGUGCCUGUCCAGCCCACGCUGCUGCAGACGGCGUUUGCAGCGCACGCGGCGCUGCGCCACCUGCAGCCGCUCGAGCAGACGAGCCUCGCGGCGAUCCACGAUGCGCUGGGCCUGCCCAUGUCGCCGCGCUUCAACGCCGUGCUGAAUAUUCUGCGCGCCGAGGAUGCGCCGCCGCACGCGCACUUUUGCCCGAUUCAGGAUGCAGGCCUCGAUACGCUCGCGGAUGCUGCACCGAUUGCACAGCAUUCGUCGCUCGAGGCAUGGCCGCAGCUUGCGUGCUACGCAUCGACGUACAUCAGCGUCGAUGUCCGCGUGGAAAGCGCCCAGAUUUCCUUUGCGCUCCGGUGCCCGGCCAAUGUGCUCGACACGGCCACUGCAGAGCAGCUGCUGUACAGCCUGCGUGCGACGCUGCAGUCCAUGGACGGCGGCGCGGCGCUGCCGGAAGAAGCACUUGUAGGUACCGUGUAG
This is a messenger RNA of Malassezia vespertilionis, 11871 nucleotides long. RefSeq names its product NRPS. Gene Ontology annotation, biological process: secondary metabolite biosynthetic process; amino acid activation for nonribosomal peptide biosynthetic process. The transcript has a single exon. Gene Ontology annotation, cellular component: cytoplasm. The record is from RefSeq and is a predicted model, not a curated record. Gene Ontology annotation, molecular function: catalytic activity; phosphopantetheine binding. NCBI's taxonomy places the organism in Eukaryota, Fungi, Basidiomycota, Malasseziomycetes, Malasseziales, Malasseziaceae. The coding region runs from base 1 to 11871 and encodes 3956 amino acids.